Molecule: messenger RNA, 2715 nt
Organism: Rotaria sp. Silwood2
Lineage: Eukaryota; Metazoa; Rotifera; Eurotatoria; Philodinida; Philodinidae
Source: the annotation of a GenBank genome assembly
GAAAGAAAGCAUCUUCAUAUUUAGGUUAUGCAUCGUUUCUCUAGAAGAAGCAACGAAAAAAUCAGUUAUGUAUAAGUUGACCGUCACGAGCUGAAAGAAAAUAUAUGAAUAAAAUGUAUCUGAUUUUUCUCUUCUGGUUUUUUCCUCGUGAUAACAGGAUUUUAUUCAUAUAUUUUCUUUCAGCUCGUGACGGUCAACUUAUUCAUCACUGUUUUUUUCGUUUCUUCUUCUAUAGAAACGAUGCAUAAUAUAAAUAUGAAGAUGCUUUCUUUCACGUAUACAGGUGUCUGUCAAACAUUCUCGGUAAGACUAUGUUAUUCAUGCAUGAAAAAUACCCACUGUCAUUAAUGACUUGCUAAAUAUUUGAGCGUAUAAAUGUACCGUUUCGUCAACAGAACAGAACAGAUGUUUAGAUAUGAUUUGAUAGAUCAUUAUAUUCUCUCUACUUCAAACAUAAUCUGUAUGGUUUUUUUUAUAUUCGGUUGAAGACAGAUAAAGAUGAUUUCGGGUUUUUAGAUCCUUUCCAUUCAAUUCAGUGAAUAGUUUCUUUUUCUUUUUUUCUUUUUCGUCAUUUAUACUAGUUUAAUGCAGAAGGCACUUGGAAUAAAACGUGGAAUAUGUCGAAGGAAUUAACGAUAUAUCAAAAGGAAAAAAACAGUUUUUUAAAUUCAUAUCUAUUUUCAUAUUUUGUUUUUUUAGAGAAGGAGAAGAUUGACCUCAACAUACAAUUGAAACACAGCAUCCUUCAAAUGGCUGAAUUGAAAAUUAAUCCAGGUAAGAAACGAAACUAAUUUUAGUUCUGAUCCAAAUAAACACAUUUUCUCGUUUUUUUUAAAGAGAUUAAUAUGGAAAGUGAAGAACGAUACUGUACGAUUCGUUGGUCGAAUACUAAUGAUUUUGAAGUCAUUUCUGAAAAAAAUAUUGCAAUAUUCGAAUCAUGCAUGGUUACAAUCAAUGGACAGCAGCGUGAAGGGAUCAUUCUUCACAAAGGUAUUGUUAAUAAUUGUACUCAGAUUAUAGACAUAAUUAUCCGUAGGAACCAAAGAAGAAAAUGAUCUCUUUCUGUACAAUAUCGCUCGACGACCACUAGGAACUAAUGAAAAUAACCGUAAGGAAUAACCAAAGUCUAUUCAUAAAUAUUAAUUAUAUUAAAUUUAAUCCGAAUUAGAAAAAGCAGCAUCUCCUAGUGGUAAUGGUAAUCGUGCAAGUCCUGAAAACAACGUUGCAUUGAACAUCGAACAUCGUCCAGAUGAAGACGAAAAUGAAGAUGUUGAUGAGGUCGACAUUGUUGACGAGAUAAGCGAAGAAAAACAUCAGGCGCAAUGUGAUGGAUGUAAUAUAUAUCCAAUUGCAAGUGAUCGUUACAAAUGUUUAAUAUGUGACGAUUUCGAUUUAUGUGUUCCGUGUUUUGAACGUCGAAUAGAGCCAAAGCAGCACAAGAGGGGACAUCCUAUGGUUCAUUUUCGUUUUAAUAAUGAACUCUUUGAUCGAAUAGUAAAAAGCGCCGAUAUAACACUUGAAAAACUCGAAAAGUUUUAUGUAGAUGAACUUCAUGAGUCAACCCCAUGUGAUGGAUGUGAAGUAGAUGAAAUUCGUGGCUUACGUUUUAAAUGUGAUAUAUGUCCAAACUAUGAUUUAUGUCAAAAAUGUAUGCAUGCUGGUGUUACGAAUAAAAAUCACAAAUCUUAUCAUCCGCUGAUUGUUGCAUCUGAUCGGAGUCUUGCAGAAAUAGAGUACGAAGAUGUUGAACUCGGUGAAGAAUUAGGACGCGGUGGAUUUGGUUGUGUAUAUAAAGCUUACUGGAAACCAAGAGAGCUUACAGUGGCUUGCAAAGUCAUCACCGCACAUAAUUCAACUCUUACUAAUGAUUCUGAAAACAGUUUUUUUAAAGAAGUAGCCGCAUAUAUGGAACUUUCUGGUGGUUAUAUUCUCAAAACGUAUGGAAUUGCACAUACUGAAGAAGGCGAUAUUGAAAAAUAUAUGAUUAUCAUGGAAUAUAUGCCACUUGGAAGUCUUGCAAAAUUUUUAAAACAUAACGAAGGACAAAUAUCUCUUCGUCGUAAAGUUAAAAUAGCCAGAGAAAUAGCCAGUGGAAUGCGAAAAAUCCACGAACAUAAUAUGAUUCAUCGAGAUAUUCGACCGGACAAUAUUCUGAUCACUGAUAAUUAUACAGCCAAAGUUGCCGAUAUGGGAAUUGCACGAGUUUUGGAUCCGGUUCUAAAACACACUCAAACUGGUUGUAUCUGUUAUAUGCCACCAGAAUUUUGGAAAGGUACUUAUGAUCAAAAACUUGAUAUUUUUACAUUUGGUCUAACAUUAAAUGAACUCUUCACCGAAACUCAACAUACAUUUAAUAGAAAUGCUGCCAAGAAAAUUACUUUACAAACUCAAAGUCCUAUUUUUCGAAGUUUAAUCGAUCGUUGUACUGCUGAUAAUCCAAAAGAUCGACCGACUGCAAGUGAAAUCGAAUAUACAUUGGAUGUAUAUGCUCGAUAUUUCGAAACUGAAGUUAUAGACCAGAAAAUUCCCUAUUUGGAUUUAUCUAUUAAACAUAGAAACAAUCUUUUUCUCCAAUUUUAUAAGGUGUUUCAACCACGUGCAAAACGACGUAUUCUCGAAAGAUUUCCACCGACAACAACUGACGACUCUUCUGAUACAACUACUGUGAUAAUAAAGAAAAACGAUAAUGACUCAUCGGACUGUGUUAUUUUAUAG